This is a messenger RNA of Symbiodinium sp. CCMP2456, 1899 nucleotides long. Lineage: Eukaryota; Dinophyceae; Suessiales; Symbiodiniaceae. The record is from the annotation of a GenBank genome assembly.
AUGUACGGUUGUGAUGUUGUGAAUAUGCAGGAGCAUCAGAGCGAUGAUGCCGUUCCUGACUGGGCCCAUGGCUCCUUUGCAGCCAUCGUGCUAGAGUACGUGGCAUCCCUGAACCAGAGGCCGGAACAGCCCAUGAUCCGCGAACAUGAGUUUGACACACUUGCGGCCACCCUUGCCCUCUGCUGCGACACGGCGCUUCCCGGCGCGCCCCUGGGCAGAGCAUCGGCGCAGGUGCAGCAGCGGAUGUACCAGGUCAAGGAGCUGCUUUACAACCAUAUCACGACUCACUUCCAUGCGAACUCCGAGAUCCGCCUGCCGCCACGUGGGGCUUCUGUGGCGACCUACUUCCAGACGGCUGCUCACCUUUUGAUGGACAUUGCGCGGCUGCUCUGGCUCGACGCAGACUUCGGACAUGGGUCCAUGGUCUUUCUCCCUGAGCCGCGUGAGAUCUUCUCGGCUCAGAUCUUCGCGGCGCUUUACUUGGCCGGUGCGUACGAAUCCUGGGAGCUGUCGUUCCCGGAAGGGGACUCGGCUUGGCAAUGGGAGGAGAUCAUGAAUCAAUUGGUGGAGCUCAGACAUGAGGUUCUCUGGUGUCAGCCAUUCCGCACGUGGCGUGAGGAGCUUCUUUGGAGCCUCCGCCCUGGGGUGAUUGCCUGGCCAACAGAGCGGCAACUUGACGAGGAGCGCAAAAAGUCGUCGCACGUCGAGGAGUUGCCCAUCGAUGAGCACCGUGACAAGAUCUUGAAGCACAUCGAAUCUCAUCGCGUCACGCCUGCUACCCCGGCUUGCCAGCUUGAGAUCGGUUGGGUUGUGGUUCUCUGCGUGUGGGAGGCCAAGAAACACCAGUUUCCCUGGGAGACAAAUGAUGGCAUGUUUGUCAUGGGUCCCAUCGGGGACAUGCUGCUGAAGAAGCUGAAGGAGAAGGACGUUACACCGACAGCGGAUCCAAGAAGCUAUUCAACCAAGUCCUUCUGCUCUACACCAGUAUCUCCCUCUACAGCGCUCCGGCGUGGGAAGUGCAAGAUUGCAGGCAGCAGGUGCAAGCGUUACAACCCUCGCCUCUUUAUCCCCCAGUCGUUGAUGGACGGCUUGGAGAUCGCCAAUGAACUCAAGUCUGCGGCGAACAAGCUGUUGGAGGAGGCAGCCGACGAAGUGCCCUACGGCAUCGAGGAGAGCGGAGAAGGGGAGGCCACAGGGCGCCGAGAGAUCUUACCGGGCAUCGCGCCUCAUGAUCUCGCCUUCGAGCUGGAGGAACCGAUCCCGAAUGGGGCCCCGGUUUUCACAAAGCCAGGCCGAAUUGCACGUUUCAGAAUCAAGGAGGAGCGCUGGAAUCGAGAGAUUUUGACAGCUGGCACUGAAAGUGUGAAGGGGGUUCUGAAGCGCCUCAGCGCCUCCGAGUUCGCGUGCAACAUGCAGCUGCUCGGGGAACUGCGGGAGUGGUGCGACGGAUACCGGGCCAUCAAGGCCAAGAGAAUGGCACAGAAGGCUUUUCAGUUCGCAGAGGACCGCGAGCUUGCUUUGCAGCGCCGCAGCCGCAGUGCCAAGCGCAGUGACCAGCCUGAGCUGGUGGAGCGGGGCCAGCUGCGGGCGAAGAAGCUGGGUGAGCUGGCUGCCAAGGACGUCGAGCAUACGAUCGACUCAGCGUUGGAGAUCUGUCAUUGUGGCUACCAAGAGAUCUGGCACGAGGGACCUGUUUCUUUUGAGGUUCCUCGUGUCCCACAGCGCCGCAAUUCGCGCCGGCUUUCAAUCUCCAGGUCCCCCCUGGAAGCGAUGGCACCGGCUCAUGUGUGUUGCUCCGAGACGUCGCCAAGCCCAGCACUGAUCUGCACGGCCACGCGGCAAUCUUGCGAGGAGUGGGGGAUGGAACUCUUGUCCUUGUGUUUCGACAUAGACCGGUAG